GGAUAAUGGGGAGGCUAUGCAGGUGUGUGGGCUGGAGGGACUUUGCAGAUGUCAUUAAGGAUUUUGAGAUGGAAAGUUUAUCCUUGAUUACCUGCACGGGCCCAGUAUAAUCACAACUGUCCUUAUAAGAAGAGGAGCUUUGGAAGAAGAGAGAGUUGACUAUGGAAGAGGGAAAAGAUUCCAUCGUGAUCGCCUUCUGGGUGAGCCUGGCUGCCUUCGUGCUGCUCCUCUUCCUCAUCCUGCUUUACAUGUCCUGGUCGGGCUCCCCGCAGAUGAAGAACAGCCCCAAGCACCACCAAACAUGCCCCUGGAGUCACAGCCUCAGCCUCCAGCUCUGCAUCCAGAAGUGCCUGCCGUGCCACAGGGAACCCCUGGGGACCUCACGGGCUCAGGCGAGUUCAGUGGAGCCAGGGAGCAGAACUGACCCUGACCAGCUGCUACGACAGGAGAGCUCCUCCACCUUGCCCCUUGGGGUUUUCCAGACCCACCCCACUCUCCUCUGGGAACUGACCCUCAAUGGGGGUCCCCUCGUCAGAAGCAAGCCCAGCGAGCCUCCCCCUGGAGACAGGAUCUCUCAAUUGCAGAGCUGAUGUCAGCAGAUCGUGGCCAUAGCUGAGUGAACUGGUGAAAUCAAGCCAACCUGGACACCUCCGUUCUUUGUUCUUCUUAGAGGCUGUCUGCAUGUAGCGGAAAGGGCACCUAGGUCAAGUGCGACUAGAGCAGGAGCAUCCUAUGCCUUUGACAAAGAUUGCAGUGGUCCCUCGAGGGCAGAGGUCAUCCCAGCUGUUGCUGAUUUUAUUGAGCACACUUAGCCCGCUUGCUUAUGGCUUGUUUGCUUAGGGAAGAGUAGGAAAAUAAAAUAUAUGUAAAUCCAGA
Molecule: messenger RNA, 876 nt
Organism: Mandrillus leucophaeus (drill)
Lineage: Eukaryota; Metazoa; Chordata; Mammalia; Primates; Cercopithecidae
Gene: MRAP
Product: melanocortin 2 receptor accessory protein
Exons: 4
Coding region: 162-590 (142 amino acids)
Biological process (GO): protein localization to plasma membrane; regulation of adenylate cyclase-activating G protein-coupled receptor signaling pathway
Cellular component (GO): endoplasmic reticulum; plasma membrane
Molecular function (GO): type 5 melanocortin receptor binding; signaling receptor regulator activity; type 1 melanocortin receptor binding
Source: RefSeq, a predicted model, not a curated record